Pistacia vera is the source of this 846-nucleotide messenger RNA. RefSeq lists its product as uncharacterized. Bases 1 to 846 code for a protein of 281 amino acids. Lineage: Eukaryota; Viridiplantae; Streptophyta; Magnoliopsida; Sapindales; Anacardiaceae. Gene Ontology annotation, biological process: root development; shoot system development. The transcript has a single exon. The record is from RefSeq and is a predicted model, not a curated record.
AUGGACGCUUCAUACCACACUCGCUCUAACAGUUUUCCUUCUAGACGACACCCAAUCACUUCAGAAGUUGAUCAGCAUUUAUGCAGAUUAAGGGAUUCUCAAUCUACUUCUACAUCAUCAUCAUCAAUAAGCCAUCAGAUAUUAGGCCUUCAAAAUUUGCAUGAUUGUGUUGAUCAGUUGCUUCAGUUGUCCAUGUCUCAACAAGCUUUAGCCCAAGACCAGAAAAAGCAAUCAGUUGAUGAGCUGUUGAAUGGAUCUCUUAGGCUCUUGGAUAUCUGCAGCAUUGCUAAGGAUGCCUUGUUGCAAACUAAAGAAUCUGUUCAAGGACUUCAAUCCAUUUUCCGCAGAAGAAGAGGCGAUGAUCUUGAACUUACAAUUGAAGUUAAGAAAUACUUGACCUCCAGGAAGACAGUAAAGAAGACCAUCCAAAAGGCCUUGAAGAAUUUGAAAGGCCUUAAACACCGAAGCUCUUCUCCAAUCUGUGAGGAACAAGAGAUGAUAAGCAUGUUAAAAGAGGUUGAUUCCGUCACCUUCAAUGUAAUUGAAUCUCUUCUGUCCCUUAUCUUAGGGCCGAGGGCUUCAUCAAAGUUAAGCAGCUGGUCAGUAGUUUCCAAGCUAAUAAUGCAACCAAAACAGGUAGCAUGUGAGGAAACAGACCCAAAUGAGUUUGAAGAGGUGGAUGCCGAAUUAUCUACCCUCCUCAACAAGAAAAGCACAUGUGAAAACAUCAAAAUCCAGCUUCAAGAGUUGGAGUCAAGCAUUCAAGAUCUUGAAGAUGGACUUGAGUCCUUGAGCAGACGUUUGAUCAAAACUAGAGUCUCUCUUCUCAACAUCCUCAACAAUUAG